AUGGUCGUAGUUACGCUGGUUUGCGCCAUCGUCGGUGUGCCUGACAGCAACUUCGUCGUGGACAUUGACACGAGCCGACUGGUAGGUCACUUAAAGAAUGCAAUCAAGGAGAAGCAAGGACCGAAAAUCACUUGCGUUGCCAGUGACCUGCAGCUCUAUCUGGCGAAAAAGGACAGGACGUGGCUGUCAUAUGACGCUGAUCUGGACGAAUUGCUUCGGACUGAAGAAUUUCUGGAUCAUAUGGAGAAGAUGGACGCGUCGUGGAAAUUAGGCAGGUCAAGCCUGUUCGGUUCCGGUCUUUUUCUUGGAGAAGACGUUGUCCACGUGUUGGUGGUGCUUCCGCAGACUGUCACGUCAGGAAAAUUGAAUCUGGGUAUUCGACUGGCGAAAUUCUGGAAAGCGUUUCGAGAAGAUUACACCAAUACCGACCUCAUUGCUGGUAAUCUUAUCGCAUUACCAGAAAACACAUUUAUUCUUGGCCAGGAGAAAUAUGGCUCUUGUAUGUACGUACGUCAUUGCUAUCCGCAGCUAUGGAACGUUUGUUUGGGUGCUCUAAAGCGCCCAGAAAUUCACAAUCUUGUGAUUCUCGGCAACCCGGGAAUCGGCAAAACGUUUUUUGGCUAUUUCAUCUUGCUACAUCUUGCACGUCGUAAUGAAACAGUGGUUUUCGAGCCUGCCAGAGGGGAGGAUCGUUUCUUGUUCUGUGGCGGGACAGCGGUUGCAGGAUCGAACACGGAUUAUAAAGAUGUUCUCAAUCAGAGUGAAACAUUUUACGUUGUGGAUGCCAUCGCGCCAAUUAACUACGCGGCGAAGACAAUCCUUCUUACAUCACCACGACCGAAGGUCUGGAAGGCUUUUCAUAAAGACCAUUGCAAACGGUUUUAUAUGCCUGUCUGGACUGAGCAAGAGAUUCUGCAAUGUCGUGAGCUGAUGUACUCAGACAGGCCAUUGGAAUGCGUGAUGGAAUGUUAUCGUAGGUGGGGCGGCGUUGCACGCUAUGUCUUGUGCUUUGCGAUGGAUCAGGAUCAACAGGAUUUGCUAGUUGAAGCGAUUGAUGAGGUUAAUUUGGAGGCGAUCGUCAAUUCGAAUGGAAAGAUGAGCGCGAAUGAUAUGAUGAUAUCGCACCGGAUACUUCACUUUCGCGUCAAGGACGAUUUCACUAAUGAGGGGGGAAGAUUACUGGCAUUUCUUUCUUCUUGUUCAAACAUCGGCUCUUUUGCAGUGGUCUAUGGAUUAUUGUUUGAGUCGUAUGUGCAUUCAAUUCUGCCCCGUGGUGGAAGGUUUCGAGUUCGACGCUUGACUGAGGGUUCGGAAAAAAAAGCUGCAGGUGGGGAGAAGGGCGAUAGCAAGAUUACACGAGUCACCACUGAUGAAGAUAUUGAAGAAGUUGUGUUGCAAGAACGGGAAGUUACCGUUUUCGAGGGAAACGCUCGAGUGACCGCUGACGAUCCGCCAACAUACCUGUUGCCUGCUUCUGGUAAUUUUGAAUCGGUGGACGCAAUGGGCACGCCGAAUGAACUUUUCCAAAUGACUUGUGCAAAAGUGCACCCUUGCAAACGUCAAGGUCUUCGCAGAGUUCUGGAUAUGCUUGGAGAUCCAGCUGAACCGCGGUUGUAUUUUGUUGUUCCAGCUGAUGUCUUUGGGGAUUUUGAAUUUCAAAACUAUCAGAAAAGCAGGAGGAAAAAGGCAAAAGACACGCUGGACACUGACGAUAACCUGAAGGAGCUGAAGCAAUAUGUCAUGGAAAUUCCUCUUGUAGAGGAAAGUAAAAGAAUGAGACCUCACGAGGAAGAUUGUACAUGCCACCAGUCAAAAAUGGCGAAGCUCGACAUCAAGUAA
This is a messenger RNA of Peronospora matthiolae, 1839 nucleotides long. The record is from the annotation of a GenBank genome assembly. NCBI's taxonomy places the organism in Eukaryota, Oomycota, Peronosporomycetes, Peronosporales, Peronosporaceae.